Oncorhynchus tshawytscha (Chinook salmon) is the source of this 2842-nucleotide messenger RNA. RefSeq names its product RNA demethylase ALKBH5-like. Gene Ontology annotation, cellular component: nucleus. Bases 545 to 1642 code for a protein of 365 amino acids. The transcript is spliced from 7 exons. Lineage: Eukaryota; Metazoa; Chordata; Actinopteri; Salmoniformes; Salmonidae. Gene Ontology annotation, biological process: mRNA processing; mRNA export from nucleus. Gene Ontology annotation, molecular function: oxidative RNA demethylase activity. The record is from RefSeq and is a predicted model, not a curated record.
CUCAUAACUAGAAGUGUGUUGUUUUUGUUUAUUUUUAAACGAGUUUUACUUAUAUAAUAACGAUUUAAAAAAUAAAAUAAAAAGCUUCCGUUAAAAAUCAUAUGGACAAGACAACACCGUAAGAACAUAAUUAUUUUAUUUUUUUGGACCGAUUUUGCCUCGUCACUUGAAAUACCGUUUCAGUUUCCGCCUGAACGGGCUGCUAACCAGUUAGCAUGCUAACUAUCUAGCCUGUCUUCACACGAAAAUAGUCAAAUAACACGAACAACGCAACGACUAAACUAAUACACGCAGAUUCAUUCCGUGUCAUUUAACUCGUAAAAAUAGUAUUUUUACUACUUGAAUCGUCGACUUUUCUGGGUUGGAAAACAACCCGUUUUAAGUGAGCUAAGUUGUUAGCCACAUCACAACAUAACUACCGUGAGGACGGUCACCGGGAGCCUCCCGGUCCCCGCGUCUACAGACGGACAAUUAUGGAAGUGAAAUAACUAUAAUAUAACCAACUCCUACAUUUCAUAUUGUUCAUUUAUAUAUCAAAUAAAACAUGUCAGCCAGUGGUUUCUCCGACCUGCGGGAAAAGCUGAAGUCCAUGACUCCUCACCGGGACAAUUACAAAAACAGAGUUACCGAUAAGGACGACAGUUACAAAAAUAGGAAAGUUAAAGUUACCGACGGAGGUAGUAGUAACGGGAACGGCCGGAAGCGGAAGCACCGAGAUUCCUCCGAGGAUGAGGUCGAGCCUGUGGAGUCCCGUGAGCAGGAGGCGAGGCGUGUCCAGAGUGGCAUUGUUCAGGUAGAGGUCUUCUCUAAAGAGGACUGUGAUGUCAUUGAGGGCAAGAUAAAUGAGGUGGUUGCUAACGGAGAAGCGGGGCUUUACCGGGAACACACCGUAGAUCGGGCACCGCUACGGAACAAAUAUUUCUUUGGAGAGGGCUAUACAUACGGGGCCCAGCUAGAGAAGAGAGGACCUGGUCAGGAGAGAUUGUACCCUAAAGGAGAGGUGGACGACAUCCCGACCUGGGUUCACGACCUCGUCAUCACUAAACUGGUCGCCAGCGGGGUCGUACCUGAAGGUUUUGUGAACUCAGCGGUGAUCAACGACUACCAACCAGGCGGCUGCAUCGUGUCACAUGUCGACCCGCUCCACAUCUUCGCCCGGCCAAUCGUAUCCGUGUCCUUCUUCUCAGACUCGGCCCUCUGCUUCGGCUGCCGCUUCCAGUUUAAACCAAUCAGAGUGUCUGAGCCCGUCCUGGAGCUUCCUGUCAGGAGAGGAAGUGUUACUGUCCUCAGUGGCUACGCGGCUGAUGACAUCACCCACUGUAUCCGCCCCCAGGACAUCAAGGAGAGACGAGCCGUCAUCAUCCUCAGGAAGACGAGACCAGAUGCUCCCCGUGUAGACCAGAGCCCCUCCCCUAACCCCUCCCCCCCUGAGAAACACGCCCCUCUGAAGGCCAAACGCUCUCACCGCAGAGCUGACCCAGACGCUGCACACAGACCGAGGGUUCUGGAGAUGGAUAAGGAGGAGAAUCGUCACUCCUCCUCUUCGUCCCGCCUUCAUCGCCGUAGCAACAGCUCCGAGAACUACUGGAGGCGGAGCCGAGAUGGCGACGUGUCACGCAAGGUCAAGAUGCGGCGUCACUGAACACCGGACUGGAUGGGCUCAGAGAGAGAGAGUGUGUGUGUGUGUGUGAGUGAGGGCGUUGGAUCGUCAGUCUGUUAAACCCCCCCCCCUGCAUGCUCGGAUGGAUGGAACACGCCACGAGGCUGUCAGCCAAUCAGAGACUGGCCUGAGGACAGGGGGCGGGGUUACAGUAAGACUGUGGGAAGUUCUACUGUUGCUAUGCUGCCAACCCCCUGUUGCUACGCUCCCCCAUGUCCCAUGUCCUAGUAAACAGUGUUUCUGUAGGAACUAACUCCUCCGUGGUUCAGUGGACAGAGACCCUAUGGGGGAGAUGAAUGGUGUUUCUGUAGGAACUAACUCCUCCGUGGUUCAGUGGACAGAGACCCUAUGGGGAGAUGAAUGGUGUUUCUGUAGGAACUAACUCCUCCGUGGUUCAGUGGACAGAGACCCUAUGGGGGAGAUGAAUGGUGUUUCUGUAGGAACUAACUCCUCCGUGGUUCAGUGGACAGAGACCCUAUGGGGGAGAUGAAUGGUGUUUCUGUAGGAACUAACUCCUCCGUGGUUCAGUGGACAGAGACCCUAUGGGGGAGAUGAAUGGUGUUUCUGUAGGAACUAACUCCUCCGUGGUUCAGUGGACAGAGACCCUAUGGGGGAGAUGAAAGGCGUUUCUGUUGGGGAUAUAAAAUAAGGUCUGAUGACGUUUAGUUCUAUGAGAUGAUCGGCAUCUGCUAAUUGUGAAUUUUGAAGCAUUUUUUUUAAUUUGGAAAAUCACAUACAGGCUUCAUCAUUCAUAAAUGUCCUGUUAACUGACUGAUAUUAUCAGAGAACCACAACGUAAAGACUUCAUCAUUAAGGUGAUGUUAACUGACUGAUAUUAUUAUGCUAGUAUAAGACCUUAUUUUUCAGCGUUUAUCCCCAAACCCCCUCCGUUCAUUUCCCCAGUAGGAAUGGCUGAACGGACCAGUAGGAAUGGCUGAACGGACCAGUAGGAAUGGCUGAACGGACCAGUAGGAAUGGCUGAACGGACCAGUAGGAAUGGCUGAACGAACCAGUAGGAAUGUCAUUUCCAGGUUUUUAGGUCUACAAGCUGGCCAGAUCUUUCCCCAUAGGGUUUGUCCGUUAGUAUCUGUUCCUGGAUCAGUGAUCUACCCUGUCACCCUGAACCAUUAUAGGGAGGUAGUAUCUGUUCCUGGAUCAGUGAUCUACCCUGUCAACCUGAAC